Molecule: messenger RNA, 7317 nt
Organism: Anopheles marshallii
Lineage: Eukaryota; Metazoa; Arthropoda; Insecta; Diptera; Culicidae
Product: mucin-22-like
Exons: 4
Coding region: 241-7317 (2358 amino acids)
Cellular component (GO): extracellular region
Molecular function (GO): chitin binding
Source: RefSeq, a predicted model, not a curated record
GAUGGAGUGCCAUGCGAGGAGGACGGUUUCGUUGGUGACAGGAACGAUUGUCAAGUGUUCUAUCGGUGCGUUUCUCAAGCGGAUGGGAGUUUCCAAAAACUCCCAUUCCGGUGUGGGGAAGGUACUGCGUGGGACGACCAGAUCGGUUCCUGUAACCAUGCGAGUUCCGUGGAAAGAUGUACACAAAAUUCUCAAAGUGACUACGUCAAUCAACAAUCAUUCAGCCAGUCGAACGCAUCCAUGGAUAGAAAUAUGACCCAAGCCUUUGGAUCAAUGACUCAGAAUGGUAUCACUACGAACACCACCAGCUCGCAGAGCUCAGCGGCAAGUCAAAUGAGCAAUUACAAUAAUAUGACAACUUUCGUCCAAGGUGCCAACGGUCAGGGUUCAAGCAGCUCUAGCUCAAGUUCGAGUAGUUCUAGCAGCAGCAGUAGCAGCAGUAGCAGUAGUAGUAGUAGUUCCAGUUCCAGCAGUUUCGGUGGUAAUAAUCAGUGGAAUAAUCAAGGAUCAGGUGGGCAAUGGAGCAACCAGAACCAGGGAUCUAGUGGUAAUAAUCAAUGGAACAAUCAAGGAUCAGGUAACAAUAAUCAAUGGGCCAAUCAGAAUCAAGGAUCUAACAAUCAGUGGCAAAACCAAAACCAAGGUUCUUCCAGCAACAAUCAAUGGGCCAAUCAGAAUCAAGGACAAAAUAACCAAUGGAAUAACAAUAACCAAGGUCAAAGCAACAAUAAUCAAUGGAAUAAUCAGAACCAAGGACAAAACAACCAGUGGAGCAAUCAGAACCAAGGGCAAAACAACAACAACCAAUGGAACAACCAGAACCAAGGUUCCAACGGUCAAUGGCAAAAUCAAAAUCAAGGAUCUGGAGCAAGUGACCAAUGGAACAACCAGAACCAAGGUCAGAAUCAGCAAUGGAGCAACAAUAAUCAAGGUCAAAGUAACAACAACCAAUGGAGCAAUCAAAAUCAAGGUCAAAAUCAGCAAUGGAGCAACCAAAAUCAAGGCCAAAGUAGCAACAACCAAUGGAGCAACAAUAACCAAGGUCAAAAUAAUCAAUUUAAUAAUCAAAACCAGGGCCAGAAUAAUAAUAACCAGUUCAGCAACCAAAACCAGGGACAAAAUAAUCAGUGGAGUAAUCAGAAUCAAGGACAAGAUAAUAGCAACCAGUGGAACAAUCAAAACCAGGGUCAAAACAACCAAUGGAACAAUCAGAAUCAAGGUCAAAACAGUAACAAUCAGUGGAAUAACAAUAAUCAAGGUCAAAACAAUCAAUGGAACAAUCAAAAUCAAGGUCAAAAUAGUAACAAUCAGGGGAAUAACAAUAAUCAAGGUCAAAACAAUCAAUGGAACAAUCAGAAUCAAGGUCAAAAUAGUAACAAUCAGUGGAAUAACAAUAAUCAAGGUCAAAAUAACCAAUGGAGCAACCAAAAUCAAGGCCAAAAUAAUAAUAACCAGUGGAACAAUAACAAUCAGGGCCAAAAUAAUCAAUGGAAUAAUCAGAAUCAACAAUCAAAUAGUAAUACGCAAUGGAAUAAUCAAAGUCAAAGUGAAAGUCAUCAAACGAGUACGCAAACACAAAACUCUACCAGUAGUAAUCAGUUUAAUAAUCAAAAUCAGGGACAAAACCAAGAAUCGAACAACCAGAAUCAAGGUCAGAACAGUAAUAACCAAUGGAACAACCAGAAUCAAGCUCAAAACCAACAGUCGACCAAUCAGAACCAGGGAUCGAAUAAUAACAACCAAUGGAGCAAUGGAAAUCAAGGACAAAAUCAGCAAACAAACAACCAAAAUCAGGGACAAAGUAAUAACAAUCAAUCGAGCAAUAAUAAUCAAAGUCAAAAUCAACAAACUAAUAAUCAAAAUCAAGGAUCAAAUAGUAAUAAUCAAAAUCAAAAUCAGAACAACAACAACAACAAUUCAAAUCAAAGCUCCAACAACCAACAUAAUCAGUCGUCCUCUGGAUCAAGCCAAACCAAUGAAAGUAAUCAGCAGUCUUCUGGAAAUCAAAACAUCAAUAGCCAGAGCCCUACUUCUUCUACCACUAUUGCUCCACAAUCCACUUCCACCGAAGCUCCACUAGAAUCUAGCUCCAGCACGACAAUUUCGACCGCUAGCGCAAUUCCAGAAAUGCAAUCUACAACAUCCACGACUGCUCAACAGAUGACAACAACUACUUCUACUACUGUUGCUCCAACUGCUGAUCCUACUACUACUUCCACAGCAAUGCAAACCACCUCAACUGAACCAUCAACGCCCUCAUCUUCUGGCAUUCCGUCGUCUACUGAAAUAGUUUCCUCAACUUCUAGUAGCUCCGCCACUGAACCGUCCACAACCCCAUCAACCACUGAAAUGCCCGCCACUACUCAAAGCACUACCACCACUAGCACAACUACCACACAAACCACAUCAACUUCUAGUAGCUCCGUCACUGAACCGUCCACAACACAAGUUACUACUCCUGAGGAACCUCAGAAAACAACUACUGUUCCUUCCUCUACAACACAAACACCCACCACACAGGCUCAAAGCACACAAUCGCCUACCAUUAGCGAAUUUUCUACACCACCACACACGACACCAACACAUGUUUCGGAAGCAUCAACCACACAAACUAACAUAAACACAACAACAGAAUCUAGUGUGGAAACAUCAUCGAUGGGAAGUACCGAAACAACCACACCCACUCAAACAACUACACCCGAGAAGCCAUCAAUGACUACUCUAACUGAAACCAUAGAAACUACUACACAAAUCACCGAGUCUACCACACUCACACCUGAAACAACACAACACAGUGAAAACAGUACACAACAACCCACUACACAACACUCCACUGUUCAAUCCUCUAGCACUCAGGAACCGUCAAGUACUGAGCGAUCGACAACAGUGGCUGAGCCAAGCCCAUCACUAGAACCCAUCACCGAACAAUCUACGGUGACGGAAGAAUCUACCACACACAUCGCACCUACACAGGAAACAACCACACUGGCACCUUCGACGGAGGUACCCUCCACAACACAACCUACACCAGCUCCUACGGAAGCAAACACUACACAUGAAAACACAACCACAUCAGAACCCACAACAACACAAACAACUACCGCCAAACCAUCGGCGCCUGCUUCUAGUUCUACGGUAGAAACCACCUCAGGAGUGCCAACUACACAAACGAUACACACUACACAAUCAUCCACAGCGUCGUCCUCCAAAGAAACAACAACACAAACUACACCACCAUCCACACAAUCCACCACAAUGCUCACCACAAUCGUUAUGCAAAGUACUCAGUCCACAACCACUCUCUCUUCUUCAGCACAACCAUCAAGCACUACGCAGCGUCCGUCCUCUGCAUCAACCACCGGAAGUGCAACCAGCUCCGGCUCUACCACUAGCCAACCGUCCUCGUCUGGAUCUGCCCCAGCAUGUACUGAAGAUGGAUUUAUGGGCGAUCCGAACGAUUGUAAAAAGUUCUACCGCUGUGUCUCCAAUGGCAAUGGACAAUUUACACGAUACGAGUUCCGCUGCGGAGAUGGAACUGUAUGGGAUGACAAUGCUGGCAGUUGUAACCAUGAUUGGGCCGUGCAGGAUGGUCGAUGUGGUAAGGCAAAUGGGCAAGGAUCGGGACCUCAAAGUGGUCAAAAUGGACCCAAUGGUACUGGACCAAAUGGACCCGAAGGUAAUGGAAGUGGGCCUAAUGGACCUCAAGGAACGAGUGAACCGACCGAAGGGCCAAACGGUCCAAAUGGAACUGAUGGACCAGACAGUGGACCCAAUGGAACUAAUGAACCUUCCAAUGGCCCUAACGGACCAGGUGGACCUAAAGAACCUAACGGACCUGAACAACCAUCUGGAUCAACCGGGCCUGAUGGUCCAAGUGGAACGACCGGAACCGAUGGACCAAAUCAAACAAACGGACCCGAAGAAUCCACGCCUGCUGCACAGCAGUCAACUACGGUUCCACCGUGCCAACAGCAAACUACCACUACCACCCAAACGCCCUCGGUACCCGCAGGAACUAAUGGUGUAUGCGAGCAAGAAGGAUUUAUGGAGCAUCCGUCGAAUUGUAAAAAGUUUUAUCGCUGUGUCGACAACGGCAACGGGGGAUACGAUCGGUACGAGUUCACUUGCGGUCCCGGUACCGUUUGGGACAAUGACAUUCUUGCCUGUAACCAUCCAACAUCUGUCCAAAAUUCCAAAUGUGGAACGGGCGGUGAAACUGCAUCCUCUCAGUAUCCGGGUAGUUCGUCCGGUCCCGGCAAUACCUAUCUGCCACCAGCACAAUCCUCAAGCACAGAAUCUAUGCCAAGUACUACAGAGCAAACAAUGAAUAGUCUGGAACCGGAAUCACUAACCACAGGUGUUACAGAUGCGGCUAGUCAAGAAACAACGAGCAGUGCAAGUAGUACAACGACACCAGCAGAAUCCGGACCAUCCACUACAGAAGCAGCCAAGGAAGAAAAUGCGUCCGCUGCUCAAGAACAAACUACUGAAUCUCAAAGUCAGACAACAGAAUCGUCCAAAGGAGAAACAACUGCUAAUUCACAAGAGCAGACAACCGGAUCGCAAAGUCAGACGUCCACUACUGAAGCGGGAGAUUCAUCCACUACUCCAGAAGGUGCUACCGAAACGUCAACAAUGCCAUCAUCGGAAGGUUGCGAUUCGGAAGGAUUUAAGCCUCAUCCGACGAACUGUAAAAUGUUCUACCGCUGUGUCGACAAUGGUAAAGGUGGUUACACGAAGUACGAGUUCACUUGCUCGGAAGGCACAGGUUGGGACGAAAGCAAACAAGCAUGUAACUACGAGUACGAAAUUCCUAACUGUGGUGCAGACCGGCCACCAGAGCCAGAACCCGAGCCAAGCGGUACGGACAUGACGACUGGAACUAGUGAUGGUACCACUGCUGCGACGGACGCAACGACGCCACAAGCCCAGACAGAUGGAACUACUGCUGGUCAAGAGACUACAACUGCCAGACAAGAUAUGACAACAGCUUCAACACAGGAAACAACUCCGGUAGAACAACAAACAACUACAACAGAGGCCAGCCAUGAAUCGACAACAGCAACCAGCGACUCAUCUACAGCUGCUCCAUCGACUCAAGAAACGACUACCACUGGACAAGAAAUGACUACUUCCAGUGAAAUGGCAUCUGAAAUGACAACCGCACAGGGUCAGGAAACGACCACCACCGGUAGUGAAACGACUACUGAAAAUUCGCAGCAAACUACUACAAUUGGUGGUUCGUCUUCCCCGGGCGAAUGUACUGAAGAAGGUUUUAUGGGCAAUCCGGACGAUUGCCGGAAGUUCUACCGGUGUGUAGACAAUGGCAAGGGUGGAUACAAUAAGUAUGAUUUCACUUGCGGCGAAGGUACCGCAUGGGAUCAGGCACUGCAAACAUGUAAUCAUGAGAAUGUUGUUGAAAUGUGCGGCGGACAGACAGGUAACACUAGCAAUAACACUAAUCAAACACAAUCAUCAUCAUCAACAACAGCUACAUCUACUACUGAUUCCACCACUACUUCCACUACUACUACUACUACUACCACACAAGCUCCUUCCACUAGUACUACCACACAAGCUCCUUCCACAAGCACUACUACUACUACUAGUACCACACAAGCUCCUUCCACAACCGCUUCUACAACUACAACUAGCACCACCCAAACACCCUCCACCACCACCACCAAAAAACAAAGCACUACCUCCACCACCGCUUCUUCCGCACCGUCAUCAACAACUUCGUCAUCUUCAUCUUCAUCAACCACCCAAAGCAUGCAAUCCUCGUCCGAAUCCACCACCGAACGCAUGAAAGCUUCUUCAUCCUCCACAACGCCAGUAAACUGUACGGAGGCUGGAUACUUUCCGAAUCCGGACGACUGUACCAAGUUCUACCGCUGCAUUGAUUGGGACGGAAUGGGUGAAAACUUUUCCGUCUUUCACUUCGACUGCCCCGAGGGUACCAUUUGGGAUCCCGCUGUAAAUACCUGCAAUCACGAGGACAGUGUCCAACCACCCCGCAAUUGUUCCAAAACCGCACCUGCGGAAACAACUGAAUCGAACGCUGAAUCAACUACCUCUGUUACAGAAGAACCAAGUCCUACGACCGAAGCCGCCCAAAUGACGACGGCCCAGCAAACGGAAGCAACGACUGCGGCCGGUGCCCAACAGGAGUCGACUACCGAUUCGAUGAGUUCCGAAACGACGGCUGCCGGAAAGGAAGAAACCACAACACAGGCGCAAAUGAUGACGACCACAGAGGGAGCGGCUCAAGAAACGACAACGGCAGCCGCACAAGAAACUACCGAAGCUACCACGAUGACUGAAGUAUCCCAGGAAACUACAACAGCGGCAGCUAAGGAGACAACAACAAUGGCUGCUCAGGAAUCCACCACGAUGGCUGCUCAGGAAUCCACCACGAUGGCUGCUCAGGAAUCCACCACGAUGGCUGCUCAGGAAUCCACCACAAUGGCUGCUCAGGAGACAACGACAAUGGCAGCACAAGAAACGACUACGAUGGCCGCUCAGGAGACAACAACGAUGGCUGCGCAAGAAACGACGACUAUGGCUGCGCAAGAAUCUACCACUUCCAGCAGCCAACAGGAAACAACCACUACUGCUCAACAGGAAACAACUACAGCCUCCGGUGGAGAACAAGAGAUGACAACCAUGGGUCAAUCGGAGAUGACCACCGAAGCGGCCGGACAGGAGCAAACAACUGAGGGUAUGGAAUCCUCCACGGAACCCGCAUCUCAGGAAUGUCCAGCAGGUUGCAUGAGCUCGUGCCCACCCGUCGAUGAAGAUCAGGAACGUUUCGUAUGCCCGACCGGAUUCAAACGACACCCGAAGAAUUGCAACCUGUUCUACCAGUGUACGGAGAAACCGAACAGCUACGACUACAGCAUCGUCGUGUUUAGCUGUCCAAACGACACCGUUUAUCAGGAGGACCGAACACAGUGUACAGAACCGGCCGAGGGAGAUGACCGUUGCAAGGCAUCCAAUCUGCGAUCACAGCUUCGAAACACACGUCAGCUGCCGGUAAUGCAGCUUGGUUCGAUGGAACCACUCUGUCCUACAGAUGGCCAUUUCGCGAUCGAUGAUCAGAAGUGCAGCUCCACGUUCCUACGCUGUACCCAAGGACGGUCUGGCCUUCAACCGAAUAUGUACCGCUGUCCGAAGGGUUACGUUUACUGGCGAGUAAGCCGACGCUGUGAACGUGUCCAGAAGAUUCCUGAGUGCCAGACGACACCGAUGCAGGAACGCUCGGAACUGCCGGUCGAAUGGAUCAACAUCGGCAAUCGGCGCCGUAGCUUGUUCUAG